AUGAAUAAGGACGAACAGAAGAAGGAGGAAGUUGUUAAGGCAACCGCCCCCAACGAAUCAGGUGCAAAAAUCAGCAUUAACCCGAAAAAGAGGAACUAUCAGGAUUUGAAGGAAAAUAUGAACAUAAAAAGCGUUUUGGCAUUCGUUCCGCGGAGCGUCCAGAAAAGUACGUAUAAAAGUACGCAAAAGGAUACGCAAAACAAUACGCAUAAAAAUGAGCUUCAACAUAAUGCCUAUAGCAGCGCGCUUACAUAUAAUGUGCAUCUCCCAAGCAGUUUAAAUAUUGCGAGUGUAAACUUGGAUGACGGUGUCCUCGAAAUUGGGAACCUCCCGCUAAGCACCUACAACAUCGUGUCAGUUGACUACGGCUAUAGUUUCAUGGGUCUGUGUGUGCGAUGUAAGAACAAAUAUAUAUACGAGAAAAUCACCACAAGACAUAAGCAUUUAAUUUACAACAAGGAGUUUGAUGUACCCCUCAAGGAAAAUGUCAUUCUGUUUUAUUCCCUGUACUUUAAUGGCUACAUUAAUAAUUUUUUUUCCUUUUUCCAUUACCUGUUCGAAUGCAUAUAUAACAGCAAUGUGAUCGUUCUCAUCGGAUGCAACGGACCGCACAUGAACAUGCUUGCAAGCGAUAUGGGCAGACACCUGUGCUAUUUUAUGAAUGAGGUGAAUGGCGAGAGAAAACCUCCCCCGGGGGACAGCACAAGAAGAAUUCCCUUCGAAGUGAAAAACGAAUUGAUUACAUUCAAAAAUAACAAUAUUUAUAAAACACAACAAGAUUAUUUUGUGGAAAAAUAUUGUAUCAUGUCGGGCAAAGUAAAUCCAAACAUGGAAAACAAAACGGACAAUUAUUUAAACUUCUCAUUAAAAAAUAUGGUGACCAAAGUGAAGGAUCAUAAUAAUACUUUAUUUUCAAAAUUUUACAACAAAAAUUGUGCAGGCAGAAAGGAUGCACUAUCUGCUUGCUAUCUGCUGGACUACUUUUGUAACUACUAUGAAAGUAGUGGAAGUUCUUUUCUGUUGCCCUCCAGGAAUGUCAAUUAUGUAUACCAUGUAAAGAAGUGA
Messenger RNA from Plasmodium fragile, 1065 nucleotides. RefSeq lists its product as uncharacterized. The transcript has 6 exons. The coding region runs from base 1 to 1065 and encodes 354 amino acids. The record is from RefSeq and is a predicted model, not a curated record. Lineage: Eukaryota; Apicomplexa; Aconoidasida; Haemosporida; Plasmodiidae.